Molecule: messenger RNA, 843 nt
Organism: Lipotes vexillifer (Yangtze River dolphin)
Lineage: Eukaryota; Metazoa; Chordata; Mammalia; Artiodactyla; Lipotidae
Product: zinc finger protein 154-like
Exons: 7
Coding region: 1-843 (280 amino acids)
Biological process (GO): regulation of transcription by RNA polymerase II
Cellular component (GO): nucleus
Molecular function (GO): DNA-binding transcription factor activity, RNA polymerase II-specific; RNA polymerase II transcription regulatory region sequence-specific DNA binding
Source: RefSeq, a predicted model, not a curated record
AUGAAGGAGGCUAUUGCAGUCAUCCAGAUGCACAUUAGUUCUUGCUGGACCAAAGUGGUGCAUGAGGAGAGAGGCUGCUUAUGGAGACAUCUGUCCCUGUCAUCACAGGGCUCUGUGACCUUUGAGGACGUGGCUGUGUACUUUUCCCAGGAGGAAUGGAAGCUUCUUGAUGAGGCCCAGAGAUUCCUGUACCAUGAUGUCAUGCUGGAGACCUUUGCACUUGUUGCAUCAUUGGGGUGUUGUUAUAUAGCAGAGAACAAGCAGCCACCUUCUGAGCAGAAUGUUUCUGUAGAAGUGUGCACUUUCACCAGCACACUGGAGAGGAACUCUUUAGAAGAGAUGUGGAGAGUUCACACUGGAGAGAGACCUUAUGAAUGUGGAGAAUGCAGAAAAGCCUUCACCUAUAAACGCAUGCUUGUUCAGCAUCAGAGAGUCCACACUGGAGAGAGGCCUUAUGAGUGCAGUGAAUGUGGGAAAGUCUUUAGGUACAUCGCCAGCCUUAUUAAACAUAGAAGAAUUCACACUGGGGAAAGGCCUUAUGAGUGUAGUGAAUGUGGGAAGUCCUUUAGCCAAAACUCUAUUCUCACUACACACCAGAGAGUUCACACUGGUGAAAGGCCUUAUAAGUGCAGUGAAUGUGGAAAGUGUUUUAGCCAAAGCUCUACUCUUAUUAAGCAGUGCGGGUCCGGCCGGCCUCUGGAUCAGGACCUGGGGGAACCUCUGCAGACCGGGCUACGCGAGCCCGCGGCCGAACGGCUCACGCCCUCCUCGGGCCUCCCCACCCGGGAGACUCCCUUCCUGCUCCCCCCCGGCAACCGGAGGGACCCAGCCUCUUCCCUAUGA